This is a messenger RNA of Medioppia subpectinata, 3138 nucleotides long. The record is from the annotation of a GenBank genome assembly. Lineage: Eukaryota; Metazoa; Arthropoda; Arachnida; Sarcoptiformes; Oppiidae.
AUGGGCAGAGGUAUUGCAAAGGUGUUGAAAGUGGCGCUCAUAUGGCAGACGUUGGCGCCUAUAGGCUAUGGCAGAGAGCGAGUGAACCAAUGAUAUCAUAACAAACGCAACCACUUCUCGCUGUCAUUUCAUUCAGUGAUCACCGAUGGAACCGAUCGGAAGACACAUUCGUGGUUAACCAGUGACAGCACAUCCCAUCGCUAUCUCUGUCAUUAUCAACACUUGUCUCCACGCGAUUGCAAUCACUCGGCGUUUGUUUUGAUCGCUCGGUCUUAUUGUUUGGCCGCCGAAGACGUUUGGUUGCCAUCGAAGUACUCGUGUCGACAGUACCGGCCGUACAGACCUAGGAGUGGAUCAGCUGUGGGUCGCGCCGCCGGUUCGCCUCUAUAUCAACACUUUGGCCGCGAAUUGACCAUUGAUUUUGAGGGAUCGCACGCCUCGAGCAAACACUCAAAAGCGGUGACCGUUUCGGACAGAAAGACCACAAACGAGUGUCAAACGGGUCUGACCUCUGCCUCUGAUCACGACCUGAAUGGGAGAGCGACUAAAGUGACUGCAAUUCAGUGUAAACUCAACGCUAAAACUCUGAUCACCGAUGGAACCGAUCGGAAGACACAUUCGUGGUUAACCAGUGACAGCACAUCCCAUCGCUAUCUCUGUAAUUAUCAACACUUGUCUCCACGCGAUUGCAAUCACUCGGCGUUUAUUUUGAUCGCUCGGUCUUAUUGUUUGGCCGCCGAAGACGUUUGGUUGCCAUCGAAGUACUCGUGUCGACAGUACCGGCCGUACAGACCUAGGAGUGGAUCAGCUCCCCGUCGCGCCGCCGCGAGCAAACACUCAAAAGCGGUGACCGUUUCGGACAGAAAGACCACAAACGAGUGUCAAACGGGUCUGACCUCUGCCUCUGAUCACGACCNUCUCAGGGGAUCACCACCUGAUCCAGUCAUUGGGCGAAUAGCGAGCAAACACUCAAAAGCGGUGACCGUUUCGGACAGAAAGACCACAAACGAGUGUCAAACGGGUCUGACCUCUGCCUCUGAUCACGACCUCAUCAGUCAUAAGGAUAUAUGCGCUCAACGAAAGGUCAUCCACGAAGACAUCCACAAAGAUUUCGAUAACAUUUGCCUCAAUUCCGACACAAAGACAGCCACUGAUCACACAGUCCUCACUGAAGAGCAGCGGUCUGUCAGUCGAGCCGACGAUCACCACAACAGUAACCGAAGCGCACAAACCAUUGACGCCACCAAUAAGUCCACCAAAAACGCUGUCAACAAUUGUUCCCAAAGUGACCAACAAUUGGCUACACUAGAGACCAACGGCUCCGACAAGAGUAACGACGCUAUGAAUCACGUGACGCAACCGAAUGAUAAAAGCAAUCAUCAGUUGCCGCCUAAAGACACACAAACCGACGACGAGAUGAUGGAUACACACGUCGAGGACGAGUCUGUCAGACCUGACGACAUCAUCACGUCUUUGAAUAUCGACGGCGCGGACCCCAAGAGGAAUAAAGAAGACGGUCGGCUCUUGAACGGCGACUCCGCUUCCAAUCAGGACGAGGCCAUGGAUGAGGAGGAUGAGGCCCGAUCUGAAGCCACGUUUCGCUAUAAGAUCGAGAACUUCAGUAAACUCCGGGACACAACACUGAGUCCGCCCACAUUUGUCCGCAACCUUCCCUGGAAAAUCAUGGCAAUGCCGCGAACCAAUCAGGCCCACGACCGACAGCCCACCAAAAGCCUCGGCUUUUUCCUACAGUGUAAUGGAGAGUCGGACUCAACCACGUGGUCUUGUAAUGCGACCGCAGAGCUAAGAAUUAUAUCACAAAAAGAAGGCGUUGAGAAUAUCCCUCGAAAAAUACAACACAUAUUUUAUAGCAAAGAAAACGAUUGGGGUUUCAGUCACUUUCUGGGAUGGAAUGAUAUAUUAGAUGUAGAAAAAGGUCACAUCAAAGACGACGCGAUUAUAUUAGAGGUCUGGGUUUCGGCCGAUGCCCCGCACGGAGUCAGUUGGGACAGUAAGAAACAUACGGGUUAUGUAGGCCUCAAAAAUCAAGGCGCGACCUGUUAUAUGAAUUCAUUACUUCAGACAUUGUUUUUCACGAAUCAAUUGCGGAAAGCCGUGUAUCAGAUGCCGACUGAAAGCGACGACACGUCCAAAAGCGUCGCACUGGCUCUGCAGCGGGUCUUCUAUGAGUUGCAGUUCUCCGACAAACCGGUGGGCACUAAGAAGUUGACCAAAUCGUUCGGUUGGGAAACGUUAGACUCGUUUAUGCAGCACGACGUCCAAGAGUUGUGUCGCGUAUUACUCGACAAUAUGGAGAGCAAAAUGAAGUGCACGUGUGUUGAGGGAACCAUUCCUCGACUUUUUGAAGGAAAAAUGAUCUCAUUCAUACGCUGCAAACACGUGGACUGUUCCUCGUCUCGAAUCGAACCCUUUUAUGACAUUCAGCUCAACGUUAAGGGGAAGAAGAAUAUAUACGAGUCGUUCAAAGACUACAUCGCCGUCGAGUCACUGGAGGGCGAGAACAAGUACGACGCCGGAGACUUCGGCCUACAAGAGGCCGAGAAGGGCAUCACAUUUGACUCGUUCCCACCGGUCCUGCACUUGCAUUUGUUGCGCUUUCAAUACGACCCGUUGACCGACACUAACGUCAAGAUUAACGAUAGGUUUGAAUUUCCCGAAAAACUGAAUUUAGAAGACUUUCUGCAGAAGCCGGAGACAACGCCCGCCAAUUACACACUGCACGCGGUUUUAGUCCAUUCGGGUGACAAUCACGGCGGACACUAUGUUGUGUUCAUUAACCCUAAAGGGGACGGGAAGUGGUGUAAAUUUGACGACGACGUGGUCUCCAGAUGUACUAAACUCGAGGCCAUUGACCAUAACUUCGGCGGUAAUGACGAAGACGUGUCAGUCAAGCACUGCACCAACGCUUAUAUGUUGGUCUACAUUAGAGACAGUGUUAUCAAUGAAGUCCUGCAGUCGGUCUUAGAAGACGAUAUUCCGGAACAACUGAUUGAACGAUUACAAGAAGAGAAACGUCAGGAAGCGUUGCGACGCAAAGAGCGUAACGAAGCGCACCUUUUCAUGAAUAUACACAUCUUCACUGAAGACAGUUUUAUGGGACAUAAAGGCUGUGAUCUU